UUUCCCAUCUCUAGUCGCUGUAAAAGUUUUCUUGGAUUUUACAAUUAUGUUUGAAAGUCGGAGGUUCCGGGGAUCAUUUAAUUCAAAGAGUUUAAUAAUAAACGUGGAAACCACUUGAUAAACAAAGAAAAUUUGUCACUUACUCUUACGGCUUUUUGAAAAAUCAGCCGAGAACUCUGUAACAAUUUAUGGUUAUUGCUGAAAACCGGAGCAUUGUUUAUAUUUCUUAACCAGCGCCAAACGGUUUUGUUUUGUGAAAAUGAGUCUUUUCGAUAUUGAGGAUAUCAAAGUGAAACCAGACAUUGUUUGUACCUACCCGGAUCCGGAUGUCGCUCCUGAUGCUACGAUAAUAAUCGAUAAUGGGUCCUAUAAGUGCCGUGCAGGUUGGGCUUCAAAAGAGGCACCUUCAUUAAGCUUUAAAAAUGUACUUGCCAAACCACGCAAAGAUCGCAGUAAAAAGGACGCAGAACUUACGGUGCCAACUGUCCAAAUUGGAAAUGAUAUUGCCAACAUUGAAGCAGUUCGCUUCCAGUUACGAACACAAUUUGAUAGAAAUGUGGUUACUCAUUUUCAUGUACAGGAACAAAUUUUCGACUAUUUGUUUAGUAAACUGGGCAUCGAUACCGAACGGAAUGUGCCGCACCAUGUGUUGCUUACUGAAUGUGUCGCCAAUCCUAACUAUAGCCGGGGGUUGAUGGCAGAGCUUAUGUUCGAAUGCUAUAACAUUCCGGGGAUAGCGUACGGAGUAGACAGUUUGUUCAGCUUUAGCAAUAACAGUGCAAUAUCGGACGGUCUAAUCAUUUCCUGUGGAUAUCACGCAACGCACGUCAUACCUGUUCUCAAUGGACGUAUGAUAGAGGACAAAGUACGACGAAUAAACUUAGGUGGCUUUAAUAUGAUCAAUUUUAUGUUUAGAUUACUUCAGCUAAAGUAUCCUGUCCAUGUCAAUUCAAUCACUUUGAGUCGGGCUGAAAUGAUGAUUCACAAAUACUGCUCGAUCGCUUAUGAUUAUACGGAAUCUUUGAAAGACUGGGCUACGUUAGAUUACUACGAUAAGAACGUUAUCAAAAUUCAGCUACCAUUUAAUCAAACAGCGACUGCAUCUACGUUAACUACCGAACAAAGGAUGGAAAAACGAAAAGAACUCUCACGAAGACUGGCUGAGAUCAAUCAGAGGAAGCGAGAGGAAAAGCUUGCUCAGGAUAAAAUUCUUCUGGUUCGUAUGAGUGCUGCUGAGGAAAACUUAGAUGAUGAAAACAUUACAUUUACCUUACAAGAGUUUGGUCUUAAAAAUGUCGAUGAGUUGAAAAAAACCAUCGCCUCAUUGAAAGAGCGCAUUUCCAAAACAACACUAAAAAUGAAUAACCAAGGAAAUCAGGAAGAAGAGAAACCACGCCUGUUACAACCGCCUGCUAAUAUGACCAUCCAGCAGUGGGUUAUCGAAACUCGGAAAAAGCGAGAAGACAUUUUGGAUCGCAAACAGACCCGUAAGCAACGGCGACAGGAUUUGGCGAAACGUCGAACCGUCGCAGCACAAGAGCGGAUGCGUAUAAUUUCACACCUAGCCAAGAAAGAGAAAGGUGUAGACGAUUUUGGCAUGAGGGACGAAGAUUGGGAUGUGUAUAAGUCUAUAAGCCGAGAUGGAGAUAGCGAUAGUGAAGCGGAAAAUGAAAAACUGAUCGAAUAUGAAGAAAUUCUUAAACAACAUGAUAGCAGCUAUAUUGAGCCGACGACGUCAACGGGAAGCAUCGCCGAAUUCCAUCAGUUACAUCUUGGGGUUGAACGAAUUCGUGUUCCUGAAAUACUGUUUCAGCCUAGUAUGAUCGGAAUCCAGGAAGCAGGGCUUAAUGGCACGAUCGAUUAUGUGCUCAAGUUGUUUACUCAGGAUGAACUACCGAAGCUGGUUAGUAAUAUCGUACUCACCGGCGGUUGUGCCAACAUCCAAGGACUCUAUGAACGGUUAUCAAGAGAGCUAAUGCAGAUGUUACCGUUUCGCUCUACGUUUAAUCUGAAGGUUGCUGCUGAUCCCGUUCUAGAUGGGUGGAAAGGGGCUAGUCGUUUUGCUAUGAGCGACGGCUUCAAGCAGGCUUUGAUCACUAAGGCGACGUAUGAGGAGUGUGGGGGAGAAUACUUCAAGGAUCAUGCGGCUAGUAAUUUUUACUACCCCACCCCUACUCAGCCGGGAAUAACUGAUUCAUUUAACUGAGUUUUGAAAAUAAAUGCAAUUUGAACUUGAUGAUGUA
Messenger RNA from Malaya genurostris, 2243 nucleotides. RefSeq names its product actin-related protein 5 (gene Arp5). The transcript has a single exon. The record is from RefSeq and is a predicted model, not a curated record. The coding region runs from base 260 to 2206 and encodes 648 amino acids. Gene Ontology annotation, biological process: regulation of DNA-templated transcription. NCBI's taxonomy places the organism in Eukaryota, Metazoa, Arthropoda, Insecta, Diptera, Culicidae. Gene Ontology annotation, cellular component: Ino80 complex; cytoplasm.